Folsomia candida is the source of this 1478-nucleotide messenger RNA. RefSeq names its product pseudouridine-5'-phosphatase. NCBI's taxonomy places the organism in Eukaryota, Metazoa, Arthropoda, Collembola, Entomobryomorpha, Isotomidae. Gene Ontology annotation, molecular function: phosphatase activity. The record is from RefSeq and is a predicted model, not a curated record. The transcript has 6 exons. Bases 679 to 1368 code for a protein of 229 amino acids.
AGAGAUUCAUCCUCAGUAUAAAAGUAGUUGUGUGGGCCCCGUUCCGCCCUGCUGGCCGCCGUUUCAUUGAUUUCCCAUCACUCCUUCUGCCAACAUUUCUCUCCUCUCCUCUCCUUCAUGUUUUCAUCUUCACUUAAAACGCUAAGUACGAGGGAACAAAAUACUUGUCUCGGUUAACUAAAAGCACCUGAAUCCUGGGGAGCUUUUAGUCUUACAACUUUACUACGGACGAGUUGUAGUUCACCCACAAUCUCGGCUCUCUCUCUGAAAAAAGAAUCACUGAACCAGCAAUGUUCAUUCACCGACCGAUGAUCAUGACGAUGAUGGCAUUGUAAGAUGGUUAGUGGUGUAGUGUAAGUAAGUAAUCUUAGCAUUCUCAGAUACCGGGUAACAACCGAACCGAUUUGCGGAGUGGACGAAGCCUCGUUCGUGACACUUUUCCGAGAGAAGUGGGCAAGGUUGGAUACUGCAUUGCACCAUUGCAUUGCAUUUACACGAUUUUGUAAGUGAAAGCAAAGUUCAAGAUCAGAAUUAUACCGGGCCUCGCUCCACGGCGGACGGAAUACCAAGUGGGAAGAAGUACGUACAGUAGCAAGUCCCAUACCCGGUAGUAGUUCGACGGGGAAAAGAUACCAACCGCACAAACAGAACAUCGAGAGCAACAAGGAAGCAGCAAUAAUGAUUGAAAAAUUUCACCCUAUAACUCACGUCAUAUUUGACAUGGAUGGUCUGUUACUGGAUACGGAGCCCAAGUAUGAAAAAGCCAUUAGCACAAUCUGUGAAAACUUUGGGUCUAAAUAUACCUUAGAGGCUAAAUUAGGCGCUCUCGGCAGAACAGCGACAGACGCUGCGAAUGCGGUGAUAACCAAGUGCAACUUGCCAAUCAGUUGUGAAGAGUUUUUGGACCUCAUGGAAAGCCAGUACCCUUCCGUUUUCCAACACGUGGACAUGAUGCCUGGAGCGGAAAAGUUGGUCUCGCACUUUGCCCAGGCUCAGAUACCUCAAGCAAUUGCGACAAGCAGUAAAACGACCACAUUUCGUCUCAAGUCGAAAGGCAAGGAGGACUUUUUCGGGAAAUUUAGUCACAUUGUCAUUGGAUCCGAUGACCCCGAAGUGGUGCAGGGGAAACCACAUCCGGAUAUUUUCCACGUUGCGGCCAAAAGAUUUCCAAAUCCGCCAGAAAGCAUGCAAUCCGUGUUGGUGUUUGAAGAUUCCAUAAAUGGGGUGAAGGCUGGAUUGGCGGCUGGAAUGCAGGUCGUCUGGGUGCCGGACCCAUGUCUCGAUAUCACGUCGCAGAAUGCCACACAAAUCAUUAAAUCAUUGGAAGAUUUCAACCCGCAGCAUUUUCAUUUGCCGAAAUGGGCAUAAAAAUCUGUAAUUUAUACAUGCAGUCCUAAAACGUAUUUAAAAUUGAGAAAAUAAAUUUAUGAUAAGUAUCAUACUAAAUAAAAAGUAUAGAAAAUAUAUAAUAAAUCAAG